Messenger RNA from Vitis riparia (riverbank grape), 1201 nucleotides. Its product is annotated as cytochrome b-c1 complex subunit Rieske-4, mitochondrial-like. The record is from RefSeq and is a predicted model, not a curated record. Gene Ontology annotation, molecular function: quinol-cytochrome-c reductase activity; 2 iron, 2 sulfur cluster binding. Gene Ontology annotation, biological process: mitochondrial electron transport, ubiquinol to cytochrome c. The coding region runs from base 85 to 903 and encodes 272 amino acids. Lineage: Eukaryota; Viridiplantae; Streptophyta; Magnoliopsida; Vitales; Vitaceae. The transcript is spliced from 2 exons. Gene Ontology annotation, cellular component: membrane.
GCAACCUUUCUUUUCUCUGUGCUCUCUGUUUUCUCUCUCUCCUAUUUUCGAGGACCAAGUCUCUGUGAAAACCUAGCUAGAGCGAUGUUGAGAGUAGCAGGGAGGAGGCUCUCCUCUCUUUCACGCUGGUCGCCGUCGUCCGCUCCGGCGAGCUCAGCCCUUCUCUCCAGAAUCCAGCCAUCCAAUGGCAGUGAUGGCUCCUCCAGAUCCAUCUCCUCUCCUCAUCUCUUUAAUUCCGAAUUUCGAGAUCUAAUCAGAGGAUUUUCUUCCGAGUCCCUUGCUCCAAGCCAUGACUUGGGUAUGAUCUCAGACCUCCCACCUACUGUGGCAGCUCUGAAGAAUCCCACUUCGAAAAUUGUGUAUGAUGAGCACAACCAUGAGCGAUUUCCCCCUGGCGACCCCAGCAAGCGUGCAUUUGCCUACUUUGUAUUGACUGGUGGGAGGUUUAUUUAUGCCUCAUUGAUCCGUCUCCUGGUGCUUAAGUUUGUUCUGAGCAUGUCUGCUAGCAAAGAUGUUCUUGCACUUGCCUCUAUCGAGGUUGAUCUCUCCAGCAUUGAGCCUGGGAGCACUGUUACUGUCAAGUGGCGAGGGAAGCCAGUAUUCAUUAGGCGUCGGACUGAAGAUGACAUCAAGUUGGCUAAUAGCGUUGAUGUUGGGUCCCUUCGUGAUCCACAGGAGGAUGCAGUCAGGGUCAAGGACCCGGAAUGGCUCAUUGUUAUUGGGGUCUGCACCCACUUGGGCUGCAUCCCCUUGCCAAAUGCUGGUGAUUUUGGUGGUUGGUUUUGUCCAUGCCAUGGCUCCCACUACGAUGUCUCUGGCAGGAUCCGCAAAGGGCCAGCACCCUACAAUCUUGAGGUACCCACUUACAGCUUCUUGGAGGAGAACAAGUUAAUGAUUGGCUGAGAAUCGAUGGAGGAGUAAUAUUAUAGGGGCAGUGCUGCUAUAGCAGGACAUCUCGUUUGAUAUUUGUUUCCUUUAAACAAAGGGAAGCCAUGAGUUAUUUGCAGAUUUAUUUUAUUUUUCUCUGGUUUCAAUCACUUACGCUCUACAUAAAUUGGACAGUGCAUCUACUGCCAAUUCUGGACAGUGCUCUGCCAUCCUGAAUAAAUACAAUUGCCAUUUAUUUAAGCGCAUUUAGUUUAACUUGUACUUGAAACCUAUUGUGUUAAAAAGUAUUUUUCUGACUGAAUGUUUCUUUUUC